AUGCCGGGCGUGGGGGCGAUCGGUGCGCGGUGCAGGCACCGGCCGCGCAGGAGCCCCAAGAAGAGCCCCAAGGCGGAGCCGAGCCAGGCCGGGGCCGCCAUGGACGCGGCGAUUUGGAUCUACCAGUUCCGGCUGAUCGUGCUGGGUGACUCCACGGUGGGCAAGUCCUGCCUCUUGCACCGCUUCACCGAGGGCCGCUUCCCGGGGCCGCUGCACUCUGACCCCACCGUGGGGGUGGACUUCUUUUCCCGACUGGUGGAGAUCGAGCCUGGCAAGAGAGUGAAGCUGCAGCUCUGGGACACGGCGGGGCAGGAGAGGUUCAGGUCAAUAACACGCUCUUAUUAUCGCAAUUCUGUGGGUGGUUUACUAGUGUUUGACAUCACAAAUCGUCGAUCUUUUGAACACGUGAAAGACUGGCUAGAAGAAGCAAAAAUGCACGUGCAGCCCUUCCAGAUUGUGUUCCUGUUAGUAGGACAUAAAUGUGACUUAGUGUCACAGCGUGAGGUUACAAGAGAAGAAGCUGAAAAACUGUCGGCUGACUGUGGUAUGAAAUACAUAGAAACUUCAGCAAAAGAUGCCACGAAUGUUGAAGAGUCCUUUACAAUUCUUACACGAGACAUCUAUGAACUUGUAAAAAAAGGAGAAAUCUCAAUACAAGAUGGAUGGGAAGGUGUCAAGAGUGGUUUUGUUCCAAAUGUGGUACAUUCGUCAGAAGAAGCUGUAAAGCCCAGAAGACAGUGCACCUGCUGAAUUUGUAGCAUGCCAAAGAGCACAUCAUGUGUUCAGAAGAUGAUGCCAACCUAAAUAACAGAAUAAUAAUUCUGAAACAAUAUUAGAUCAUGACACAGCUGAAUCAUAGAGAGGUAAUUUGGUUUUGUGUCCUUUUGUCUAGGUCAUAACUUCAUAACCCUCUAAGUGCAUUUUUCUUUUCAAAGUACAAUAACUUUGUGUGGUCUAUAGGAAAAGAAAUUAUAUCUUGCUAAAGGAAAAACUAAUCCUAUAGCAUGACAUUGAGAAAGUGCAAUAAUCAUUGUGACAACAACCUCUCUCAGGCUUUGUAUUUUGAAUAGAUUAAAAUCAAGGCUUGCUAGGUGAGGAUCAGAUGAGCUCAUUGCUUUUGUUCAUCCUGCCUUAGUUUUGGACAAGAAAAUAUUAUACCUUAUACUUUUUUAACGUGAUUGUUUACUCAAGUGCAGGGUUGCUAAUGACCAGAAAAGUUUAGAAUGUUGUAGAAUUUCCUAAUACAGAUAACUCUAAAGAAA
Messenger RNA from Apus apus (common swift), 1262 nucleotides. It is a transcript of the gene RAB39A, whose product is annotated as RAB39A, member RAS oncogene family. Gene Ontology annotation, molecular function: GTP binding; GTPase activity. The record is from RefSeq and is a predicted model, not a curated record. NCBI's taxonomy places the organism in Eukaryota, Metazoa, Chordata, Aves, Apodiformes, Apodidae. Bases 1 to 750 code for a protein of 249 amino acids. Gene Ontology annotation, cellular component: Golgi membrane. Gene Ontology annotation, biological process: Rab protein signal transduction. The transcript has 2 exons.